UGGAGCUAGCUUGCUAUAACAUUCUGUUGAAUCCUGUCCAUCCAUUCGGUGUUUCUGAUUAAGUAGGAUAUUAGCUUUCAAAAUCUGUCCCUACUUUUUCAAUGUGACCACAUCGGGGAAAGUUUGGGGCAAUUUCCUCUCGGCAAAAAAAUCAUAAUUUUUUAACUUUUUGGCAAGUUUUAGGAAUUUUGACUUAUUGACAGCGAGUUACAUUCAGCCAAAAAAUAAUUUUCUGCAGAAGAUGAUGACCAAUGACCAUGGAUUCCAAAAUUCAUUUGGUCCAGUUUUUCGUGUACGUAUUUUGGUCAGUGGGGUCAUUUAUAGUGAAGAAUUUAGGGUCAUUUCUUUUCUGACAAAUCCCUGAAUUUUUUGGGAAACUUGCUUGUCACUUUUAAUUUGAAGCCAUAUCAGACUUCCUGACCCUUGACUGAAUAGAAAACCGGCCAUUUGAAAAUUCGGCUAAAUUCUAUUCUGGUCAUCCACAUGAGUUUAGUUUCGUGCAUAUUUUUUGGAAAAUUUUAUGUAAAGUGUCCGCUUUAAAUUCGACCUAAAAAAGUUGUGAGCAUUAUUUAAAGUAAUACAUCAUGAUUUUUUAAGUCAACAUAAGUUUGUCUAAAACUUCAACAAAAAAUUUUAUUUUUAAAUUCGCAUGCAUAGCCACACGGCAUUUUUCGACCAGUCUCAUCCGCUAGGCGCACUUCCCUAAACACGUCGAGAAAGAAAGUGUGUAUGCAAGUCUUAUAUUAUAUAACUCUAUGAUGCAAGUACAGUUGAUUCACACAUGUUGAUGUACAUACAUACAUACGUACAGUGUUACAUAUACACUCACUUGAAGAAUUAACCAAUUUUUAAAGAUUUUCAUGUACAUAGUUUAAUGAAGUAAUUUACAAUAUACGCAAAUUUUCGAUAAGUACAAAACCAAGAGUUUAAACAUAUGUACAUAUGUAUAACUUGUUACAAAAUUUGUGUUCCAGUUAAAACGCAAAUGUGCAUCAAGUUUUGAACACUUCCCUUCCAAAAAUUCGACCCGGAAGAAAUGGAGACUCCACAAGAUCUCGCACUAAAUAAUCCAAUUAUUUUGACCGAAAUAUUAAAACAGACCUCAAUUCCUUUGCGAAAUGCCCGACUCGUCUGCAAAUUUUGGAACGAUAUUGUUCUCUCCCUGCCAAAUAGAAGACUUGCCUUUUCCCUGAGGGAUGAAUACACCGAAGACGACGAGCAAGAAGACACAUAUUUAAAAACCGACCCAUUCCACUUUUUCGGAAUAUGUUCCACUUUAGAUAAGCGCCUCGCGAAACGGAUCAGCGCCACAUUUGACACCUGUGAGAUCGACGAAUUUGAAACUCUUCCUUGCUACAUUUACUACUUCGGUGCAAAGCUGAUGAACCUUUGCGACAAGUUUAACGACAUCGUGCAAAUUUUGGAGAUUACCAUUUAUAGCCAUAUCUGUUUCAAAUACAUUUAUCAAGCCUUGCAAAAUUCCUGCCCGAAUUUGACCGAGUUGCGAAUCACUUGUGACAUUCGGAGUUUCGAGAUACCCCACAAUCAGCCCAGGGUGCUAACCGCGAAGCCUAGGUUGACAUUGUUCGCGUUAAAUUGCAAUAUGUCCGAGAGGGAUGAAACCCCCUCAUUUCUUAACAGUUUUUCUCAGGCGGUUGUUAACGUGGCGGCAAAUUUAAGGGAGGUCACCCUUCCGUGGGGAUGUCAUCCCGAUUUGUCCCCCUCUAAAUGUCUCGACUCCUUAAGGAUCGCACUGGGUGAUGAAUUUGAGGAAAAGGAUAUCGUCCACUUUCAAGUUUCUGACCUUUCUCGUAUGCUAAAUCAAGUCACUGACCAGUUAGUAGCCCUGUCCAUUAUGAAGGGCAGUGGAUCUUGGGGCUAUUUCAAGCCAGGAACCUGGAACCGGAUACCGUUCAGUUUGCCGAGACCCAUGCCGAAAUUGAAAACGUAUCGAAACAUGAUGGUCGACAUUUUUGAGUGUACGGAUAUCUUGAAAGAUAUCGAAAAAAUGCCGGGUCUAAAAAACCUCGUGCUUGGAAAGACAGGUACAAUAAGGUCGACGUGUUUGCACGAAAUGUUGGAAACUAUUUGUAACUCGGGCAAGAUUUUGGGAAACGUGACAACCGUAACGAUUAUUGAGAUGCAUGACCCCACGCUUUUGGAAGGAAUUAAGACGGCUUUUCCUAAUUUGGAGAGCUUGGCGUUGAAUACGUACAACGAGAGGGAUUACGCUGGAGCCGUGAGUGGGAUGGAGUUGGGUGUGGUUCUGAAGGCGUGUACGAGUGAGUUGGGGAGGUUGAAGCACUUGAGUAUUAGGCUGCCAUCGUAUCCAGAGCAAAUGAUGGAUGUCAUUAAGGCUCUGCUGGAUUCGAGGGACUUGUAUCAAGGGCUGAAAACGUUUAAACUUUUCGAGACGAGAUUCAAUACGUUGAAACAUGAUUUGACGGAGGACGAAAUGGAUCUGUUUAAGCAACUGCUCUUAGCAAUGAAUGUGAUGGACAAAGUCACCAUUUGGAAUGUUAAGUUUGGCGAAGAAUCAAUGCGAAAUAUUUUAACUUUUAUGACGUCGGAGAAAUUGCCUGUCUCAAAAUUUAUGAUGUUUGGAGGAUGGGCGUAUCGUGCCACGGACCGCGAUUGAUCGGAAUUUUAUUUAGCUUUUUAUUUGAAUAGAUCAGAUUUAAUGUUUUGUAUUAUUUGUAACUUUUAUCUUGCUUAUGUAUGUUUCUAUUUCGCACUAUAUUUAGGUUUCAUUACUACACUCUUGAAAAUAAUGUUACCUUCUUUUGAAAAUAAUGUUACCUUGAAAAUAAUGUUACCUGUUACCUUCUAUGUUUACGAAGUAAAUGCAUUUUCAAGUUUGAA
Messenger RNA from Folsomia candida, 2862 nucleotides. RefSeq lists its product as uncharacterized. Bases 1037 to 2638 code for a protein of 533 amino acids. NCBI's taxonomy places the organism in Eukaryota, Metazoa, Arthropoda, Collembola, Entomobryomorpha, Isotomidae. The transcript is spliced from 5 exons. The record is from RefSeq and is a predicted model, not a curated record.